Molecule: messenger RNA, 1280 nt
Organism: Salvia miltiorrhiza (redroot sage)
Lineage: Eukaryota; Viridiplantae; Streptophyta; Magnoliopsida; Lamiales; Lamiaceae
Exons: 4
Coding region: 14-1198 (394 amino acids)
Source: RefSeq, a predicted model, not a curated record
UUUUGGAUCAAAUAUGCCUUCUUUUUCAAAAUUUCGGAUUCUUGAAGUAUGUUUUAGGGUUUUCUUUUCAUUUAUUUCUCUUGAAUCGUUAGGAUUAAUUGUUUUCUGGCAUUCUGGUGUCUCAAUGAAGAUGCCAGAUUCGAUUGAGGAGCCAGAGAAAAUAAAGCAGAAUGAGAGUAAAGCUCAAGUAAAGGAAGAUAGUGAGUAUGUAAGAUUGGUUAUUCCAAAUGAACUAAGGACACAUGAAACAUAUGCAGUAUCUCCAACACAGCCAAGAAAAAGGUCUUUUGCAUGGUGGAUUAGGACUAUAAUAUGGUCUUCAAUUACCAUUGCUUUGCUCCUUGUAUUUGUGAAGUACGGAGUGCCAUUUCUCGUUGAAAAGGUUCUGUUUCCACUCUUGCAAUGGGAAGCCACUGCAUUCGGCCGUCCAUUACUGGCACUUGUAAUUGUAGCUUCCUUGGCUUUGUUUCCUGUUUUUCUAAUUCCUUCUGGUCCGUCCAUGUGGCUUGCGGGGAUGAUUUUUGGAUACGGACUGGGUUUCAUUAUAAUUAUGGUCGGAACUACGAUUGGGAUGGUCCUGCCAUACUUAAUUGGUUUAAUCUUUCGUGAUAGAAUUCAUCAAUGGUUGAAAAGAUGGCCCCAGAAAGCUGCUAUGAUAAGGUUGGCUGGAGAAGGAAGUUGGUUCCAUCAGUUUAAAGUGGUUGCCCUAUUUAGGGUUUCACCAUUCCCAUACACAAUAUUCAAUUACGCAGUGGUGGUUACAAGCAUGCGAUUCUGGCCCUAUCUAUGGGGAUCAGUAGCAGGAAUGAUUCCAGAGGCAUUCAUUUACAUCUACAGGUUCCUUCUCUCUCUCUCUCUUUGUAAAACUUGUUUUCGACCCGAUGGUCUUGAGAUUAGACGGCUGACUUCAGACGUGUCCCGUAUUUUGUGCAGUGGCCGGCUUAUAAGGACGUUGGCAGAUGUCCAAUAUAGGAACUAUCAUCUGACUCCAGUGGAGAUAAUUUACAAUGUGUUUUCUUUCAUAGUUGCAAUCAUCACUACAGUUGCUUUCACCGUCUAUGCUAGGAGAACUUUGGACGACCUCAAAGCUGCAGAAGCCAACGGCGAAGGCUCCGCCACAGACAAAGACAAUAAUAGCAGGUUUGAGAUGCACAAGCUUCCACUUGAGAAGUACAAGAAUAGUUUUUCGUUGCGUUAGUUAAUAAUACCCUUUUUUGAUCUCUCAUUGUAAAUGUACUCGAGUGUUGAAGAUAAAUGGAAAUAGGAUUUGGCAUUUACUA